Molecule: messenger RNA, 2645 nt
Organism: Hypomesus transpacificus
Lineage: Eukaryota; Metazoa; Chordata; Actinopteri; Osmeriformes; Osmeridae
Product: transducin-like enhancer protein 1
Exons: 13
Coding region: 1-1866 (621 amino acids)
Biological process (GO): regulation of DNA-templated transcription; negative regulation of canonical Wnt signaling pathway
Cellular component (GO): nucleus; transcription regulator complex
Molecular function (GO): protein binding; transcription corepressor activity
Source: RefSeq, a predicted model, not a curated record
AUGACGGUCAGACUGAUGGUACUGAGCGUGCUCAGAGUGAGACAGGAAGUGGUCUGUGUCUUUUUGUUAGGGUUCUUUAAAGUUUGUCUCUUCACAUUUCUCUUCCAUCUCUCUCCUCCUCUCUCUCCUUCUCCUCCUCUCCCUCCUCUCUCUCUCCUCCUCCUCCUCUCUCUCCAGAGUAACUCCCUGCUCUCAGACAGAAACUCGGAGAAGCGACGUAAUGGACCAGAGUUCUCCAACGACACCAAGAAACGAAAAGUAGAAGACAAAGACUCGAGCCACUACGACAGUGAUGGGGAAAAGAGUGAAGAUAACCUGGUGGUCGAUGUCUCCAAUGAGGACCCCGCCUCCCCCCACGGCACGCCCCUCCCCUCUCCCAGGGAGAACGGGCUGGACAAGACACGCCUCAUGAAGAAGGACCCCUCCUGUAGCCCUGCCUCCUCCGCCUCCUCUGCAAGCUCCUCCUCCCUCAAGUCCAAAGAGAUGGGCAUGCGUGACAAAGCAGGAACCCCCGGCUUGAAGUCGAGCACGCCCACUCCCCGAGGAGACUCCACCCCCGGACCGAGUGCCACGCCCACACUCCGGCCCAGCCUAUCAAAGCCUCCUUCCAUGGAUCUGCCACACCCCCACACCGCGGGGCUUCGGACCCCUCUUGCGGUACAAGGUCCUUACCCGGGUGCGUUUGGCAUGCUGCCCCACGCGGGCCUGAACGGGGACCUGGGUGGAGCAGGGGCAGCCUACGCUGCCGGGCUGCACAACAUGUCUCCUCAGAUGAGUGCUGCUGCCGUCGCUGCUUAUGGACGGUCCCCCAUGGUGGGUUUUGAUCCUCAUUCUCACAUGCGAGGAAUCCCCCCCAGCUUAACAGGCAUCCCGGGAGGAAAACCGGCCUACUCCUUCCACGUGAGCGCGGACGGCCAGAUGCAGCCGGUGCCGUUCCCCCCAGACGCCCUGGUCGGGCCGGGCAUCCCUCGCCACGCCCGCCAGAUCAACACCCUGAACCACGGAGAGGUGGUGUGUGCCGUCACCAUCAGCAACCCCACGCGCCACGUCUACACCGGGGGCAAGGGCUGUGUCAAGGUCUGGGACAUCAGUCACCCUGGCAACAAGAGCCCUGUGUCCCAGCUGGACUGCCUGAACCGCGACAACUACAUCCGCUCCUGUCGCCUCCUUCCUGAUGGGCGGACCCUCAUCGUGGGGGGCGAGGCCAGCACGCUGUCCAUCUGGGACCUGGCCACGCCCACGCCGCGCAUCAAGGCGGAGCUGACGUCGUCUGCCCCCGCCUGCUACGCCCUGGCCAUCAGCCCCGACUCCAAGGUCUGCUUCUCAUGCUGCUCGGACGGAAACAUCGCCGUCUGGGACCUGCACAACCAGACCCUGGUCAGGCAGUUCCAGGGCCACACUGACGGGGCCAGCUGUAUCGACAUCUCCAACGACGGCACCAAGCUGUGGACGGGGGGGCUGGACAACACAGUCCGCUCCUGGGACCUGAGAGAGGGGAGGCAGCUGCAACAGCACGACUUCACCUCCCAGAUCUUCUCUCUGGGUUACUGUCCUACAGGAGAGUGGCUGGCGGUGGGGAUGGAGAGCAGUAAUGUGGAGGUGCUGCACGUCACCAAGCCUGACAAGUACCAGCUGCACCUGCACGAGAGCUGUGUACUCUCCCUGCAGUUCGCCUACUGCGGUAAAUGGUUUGUGAGCACAGGCAAGGACAACUUGCUGAAUGCAUGGAGGACACCCUAUGGAGCCAGUAUAUUCCAGUCUAAGGAGUCCUCCUCGGUGCUGAGUUGUGACAUCUCCGUCGACGACAAGUACAUUGUCACUGGCUCUGGGGACAAGAAGGCCACCGUCUAUGAGGUCAUCUACUAACGCUGGCCUGAGAUCAUCUACUAACGCUGACCUGAGGUCGGCCACGGACCAACCAAAGCAGCUGUCCGCUGUGUUCCCUGCUGUGAGCAGCUGAUCUGGGACCAGCACAUCACCACCCCACCCCCAGGGGAGCCCCCAGUACUCGGAGGGAUGGACGGUAAAUAAACAGACGGAUGGGUUGACUAUGGAUAGACAGACAGGUAGACAGACAGAUGGACAGGUAGACAGACAGAUGGACAGGUAGACAGACAGAUGGACAGGUAGACAGACGGAUGGACAGGUAGACAAGACAGGUAGACAGACAGAUGGACGGACAGAUGGACACUCGAUAGAAAAGAUGGUUGGAUGGAUCAGACGGGAUGUUGGGAGUUUGAAACUUGGGGAUUGCCCGAAUGGCGGCGUUUUUAUUUUUUACAGACGAUGAAUGUUAAAACAGCCCUGUGACCUCUGACCCUGACUGUGACCUCAGCCCGUUGUCACGACGAUGACCUUUCACACCUUCCUGCUGUAGCCCUCGCCCAUCUGUUCCUCUUUUGCUUACGAUUAGUUAUCUUUGUAUUUUUGUUAUGGUCGAACAUUUGUAAAAAGUGUACAUAUGUCAGUUUUUUUUUUUCUUGUUUUUUUUCUUACAGUAAAUGCUUUAGUAAUAACGAACAUGUUUGGUAUGACUUUUACAUGGGAACAAAAUCUAACCAGGAAAAAAACACUAAAUGGUCUUAAAGAUAGCUAAUUAUUCACUGAUUUGAAAUGUCUAGACAAAUAAAUGUUCUGUUUUCUUA